AUGGAGCGCUGGCCAUUGGAGUGCACGGUCUUCUUCUCCAAUCUGUCGUACGAUACAACUGCUGGAUAUUUGCGACGGCUUUUUUCCAAAGUUGGCGAAGUCCAAUAUGUGGAGUUGUAUGAGACGUCACGUGGGACCUCGAUUGGUGCAGGUGUUGUGACGUUCUCAACACCAGAAGGUGCGAGCAGAGCGGUCACGGAGCUAGACGGGUCUGAAGUGGAUGGUCGACCCAUGUUGGUAAAACCCAACGAACGCUAUUCACGCAAAGGCGGCGGCAAAGGCAGCCCAGAAGCCCGUGUGUUUUGGGAUGGCGUGCCAUAUGCCACCAACGAAGGCUACCUGCGCAGAUUUUUCGAGCGCUAUGGGGACAUCGUAGAUUUCGAUUUCUGGAGAAGAAAAGAUGGCCGUUCUCACGGCAUGGGUACAUGUACGUUUAACUUGCCCGAAGAGGCAGACACUGCCAUUGAGAAUCUCAAUGGCUUUACGAUUGACGGGAGAAGUAUUCUGGUGCGCAAGGAUGGUCAGAGACCUGCAAAGAACGGGGCCGAAGACGAAGAUGAAGGCCCUCCGCAAACAGCGGGGAAAGGUAAGGGGCCUGGAGAUGCCACCAGAGUCUUCUGGAGUGGUGUCCCAAUCGGCACCACUGAAGGUUAUUUGCGAAGUCAGUUUGAAAAGAUUGGAACAAUCACUGACUUUGAUUUCUGGCGAAACACAGAUGGCAGCUCCUUGGGCAAGGGCACCUGCCAGUUUGACCACUUCCGCGGUGCCCAGCGAGCGUUACAGCGGCUGCACAAUUAUUCGAUCGAUGGCGGCGUGAUGCUCCUGAAGGUGGAUGAGGGUGGCAACAAAGGCCCUCCGCCAAAGGGCAAGAGCAAAGGAAAAGGUAAAGGCAAGCCUCAGUGGCGAAAGUCGGAAGAGUGA
Symbiodinium pilosum is the source of this 921-nucleotide messenger RNA. Lineage: Eukaryota; Dinophyceae; Suessiales; Symbiodiniaceae. The record is from the annotation of a GenBank genome assembly.